Molecule: messenger RNA, 475 nt
Organism: Thlaspi arvense
Lineage: Eukaryota; Viridiplantae; Streptophyta; Magnoliopsida; Brassicales; Brassicaceae
Source: the annotation of a GenBank genome assembly
AGACCAAAGCAGGAUGGUGAUAAAGCGAAUGUUGGGUUUAGAAGGCCUAGACUCUUUCUCUGCUGACCCAUUGGUUGGUGAUGGGUCAAUCAGUGUUGUGGUAAAUCCACACAUACAUCAAGUAAAACUAUGUAAUUUUGGUAGUGAAAAAGCACCUGAACUUAUUUUUGGAGCAACCGAGUAUACGACAGCCAUUGAUGUCUGGUCUGCGGGAUGUGUUCUUGCUGAGCUCUUGCUUGGACAGCCAUUGUUCUUCUGUGAGAGCGGUGUUGAUCAACUUGUAGAGAUUAUCGAGGUUUUGGGAAAGCCUACUAGGGAAGAAAUCAAGUGCAUAAACCCUAAUUACACGGAAUUUAAAUUCCCUCACAUUAAAGCUUAUCCAUGGUAUAAGAUAUUUCACAAACGCAUGCCUCCGAGGCGGUUGAUUUGGUUUCAAGGCUUCUUCAAUACUCUCCCAAUCUACGAUCUGCCUGUG